GUAAUACUAGCAGGCUUUGGGUAGCAUGUGUUAGUAUUGACAGUGCAGGUCAGCUGUUGAGGCCGUGAUGGAGGACCUGGCGCUCUACACUGCUCUCGCCCUCCUGGUGGCCCUCGUCCUCGCAUUUAUAACAUAUUACAGCAAGAGGGAAGAAAAAGUGCAAGAGCGAGUACGACCUCCCAGACCUCGUGUGGGUGAAGAUGGUGCUGCUGGAGGAGUUCAUCCACCAAACCGUGCUGCUGCCAACAGAAAUGCUCGGGCAAGGAUGAGAGCAGCUGCACAACGUCGUGAAGAAGUAUCUGACGAUGAUGAUGAGGAUGCAGGAACAGUGGGCGAAGACAUUGCACUACCAGAUGGCAAAGUUGGCAAGAAAAAGAUGGCAAAGCUUCAAGCUAAAGCAGAUAGACGAGUUAUGAGAGAGCAAGAAGAACGGGAACGAGAGGAGAGGAAAGAAAGAGCAGAAAAGGAUGCUGAAGAGAGACGAAAAGAAGAGAAGCUUGAGGCUGAAGAAGAAGCCAGAAAAGCAGAGGAAGAGCAGAAGGAAAAGGAGGAGAAGGAACGUCAGGAGCUGGAGGAGUACAUGAAGCUGAAGGCUCAGUUUGAGGUACAGGAGGAAGGUUUUGAUGAAGUUGCAGAAGAGGAGAAGGAACAGAACCUUCUUAAUGAGUUUGUUGGUUACAUAAAGGGAGAAAAGGUUGUAGUGCUGGAGGAUUUGGCUGCCAGGUUUAAACUGAAGACUCAGGACGCUAUUAACAGAGUUACAGAUCUACAAAAAGAUGGAGUACUCACAGGUGUGAUUGAUGACCGAGGUAAAUUCAUUUACAUAAGCAAAGAAGAACUUGAGGGUGUGGCCAAGUUUAUCAGACAGCGUGGCAGAGUUUCCAUUGCUGAGCUUGCAGAAGCCUCUAACACGCUCAUAACUCUCACCCCAGAGAUUUCAGUUGCAAGCUAAGAUUGCUGUACUGUACUGUAUUAUGUACAGUAAUGCUGUUUCUGCAUAUGAGGAACUGUUUUAUUAUAAUGUACUGUAUGUAUAGAUUAUUUUUUUGUUUGUAUUUUCAGUAAUAUAGAACAUUAUGAACUUGUUAUUCUUUCUAUACUAUAAAUUGUGUACCUAGCAAAGUGCUGUAUGUUGUACGUUGCACUGUGCAGGUAUGUUUAUUUUUUGUGUAGUUUAAUUUCACAGGCUUGUUCAAUUGGGGUACAAAUUUAUGGUAUUCUACUCUUGAAGGGAUAUGAAGAAUGUACAGUACUCUACAGCCCUCAACAAAAAUAUCAGUAGACUGAAUGGGAUAUUUUUUCUGAAGAGGUAAAUUUUAUUACUUUCUCGUCUAUUUAGUGAUUUUGUUUAAUAAAAUUCCAUGUCUCGAA
Molecule: messenger RNA, 1371 nt
Organism: Procambarus clarkii (red swamp crayfish)
Lineage: Eukaryota; Metazoa; Arthropoda; Malacostraca; Decapoda; Cambaridae
Product: DDRGK domain-containing protein 1
Source: RefSeq, a predicted model, not a curated record